AUGAUCGGCAGCCCUACCAACGGGCCCAGUGCACAUCCAGCAGUCGCUUCUCGUACAAAGCCCCGAACUCUAUCAGACAUUCGUGAAGCAACUGAGUCGACCAUUGCUGACACUUUGUCACGCGAUAUCUUGGCCGGGACUCCUCUCAACUGCCCAUCCCCUACCGAAAUGUCACCGGCUUCUCAUGACGCGUCCAGACAAUGUCACAGCAAUGAUGUUCGGAAUGUGGAGAAUAUUGAACCCGAGAGCAGAAACAGCGUCGAGAGCGAUGGUUUGAGAUACGUUCGAGGCAGAUUUUCAGAAACACCGUCAUCACAAAACCUCAUAGACUGCAACAACGGAACCAACAUAUCCAGUGUUUCUGCAAGCAAUAUCCCCCGGCGGUCAUCUUCAAAAUUUCGUGUACGCAGUGCUUCAAGAAUGCGAAAGACACAGCAAAUACUACCCCAGAGCAUAAUACGAAGCACGACUGCAGAAACACUCAACUUGGUACAAGCAAGGCCCCUAUCACCUUCUAGAAGUAGGACUAGUAGCAUCCCUAAUCAUGGCCAAUCUCAGUCUCCUGUCCGCCUCACUGCUGCACGCUUCAACCCUGUCGCACAUGACACCAAUAGGCGCACCCCCUCCAAGACGUUCAUUCGUCAGUCUUUACCGAAAGAGCUCCUAGAACAUCCGGUACACCGCCAUCCCCGAAUUGAGCUCGGGUUAGAUUUAUCAGCAGGAGUAUUCGUCGGUGGGGGAUGUAUUGAAGGGACUGUCCAAAUAGACAUUGACGAUGCGGAGCGAGUACGCCACAGACGAACGCUAGACAUUGCUCAGAUAUCUAUCGAUCUUCUUGGAAUUGAGGAAACCAGCGGCAAUAGGCGGGCUGUGUUCCUGAGCCUGGCUACAGAGCUCAUUGACAGGGAGAAUCCCCCGCCCCAAAACAUGGUGGACACGCAGGAGUUAAUUGGCCCAGAAAAUACAUUCUGGCAUCUUGUGCCUUCCACUACCAAUCUUGCAUUCAGCCUUAGUCUCCCACUUGAUGUUGGACCCCCUCCAUUCUACUCAAAGAACGCGAGGAUCCGAUACUUGCUCUAUGCGUCCCUGCUCAUCCGGGACCGGAGCAAGCGGCAUCUUGUUAGAACCUCUGAAGAUGUCACUGUACUGCCCGUGUAUGAUCCUGAAAAGGCACUGGUUUCACUUCCCAGCCCACUGAAUGCCUCUGAUGAGUGGAUCAGGCCCCGGGGCACGACUGUUGAGGUCGUCCGGCUCACUGCAGGCAUACAUCGUCAAGUAUGGGUCAGCGGUACAAACAUUUUCAGCGACGUUUAUAUUGCCAAUAAUAGCCACAAGACAGUGAAGAGGAUUGAGCUUCAGCUGGAGAGAGACAUACUGUGCUACAAACAUGCUGCUGCAUCCACUAUGGAGAAGUCUGCAGGUCAGGCUCGUAUCUUUGACAGCAAUGAGCGUACCAUAUUGAGCAAAGCAAUGGUAAAGAAUGGCUCGGCUGGCUGGCAUGGUGUGGCUGCAGGCCAAACUCACCUCCGUACCUGCGACCUGGAAGUUCCCCGUGGGCAUGCUACAGUGAAAUGUGGCAAAUAUUUUGAAGUCCGAUAUUUCCUCAACGUUAUCGUCUGCAGCGCAAACACAAGGCUUGUUACUGUUCAGCUACCGAUUGUGCUUAUCCACAUGAACUCUCUCGACGUAGUACCCAACUCCGUCACACAAGUGGCUUUGGCGAUUGAGGAGAAGCGUACCGCAAAUCACUCACCCCCACGUCUCAGUCGGCAUACCUCUCGAUCCGUUCAAGGCCGUGCAUUUGCAGCACCACGCACAGAAUCCCUCAAACGCGUUCGCGACCGGGACGAGACGAUCCAAGAGCUAGGCCGAACCCUUGAGCAAAGCCCUCGCAAGUACAACCUCCGCCGCGCAAACUCGAAUUUCGACUACCGUACGUUGCCUACAAAUACACAUGACAGGACUGCGGGACACGGCAAGGCAGCAGACCUUCAAGAUCGUCUGCGUCGCAUUCGGUCCAAUGAUGUAGUCGGUCCCAAAUAUCCUACUACCUUGCAAAGAAUGCAUUCUACAAAAUCAAGACAAGGCGCAGAGUCGGCGCUUGGCUUUCGGGAAGCGGAGAUACAUGAGGAUACUGAACUUGGGGAGUUGGAUUCGAGUGGUGAUGGGCUGUUGGGAGCGAGGUUGGACGGAGUAAGUGAGCGGCCAUAUUGGUUUAGCAAAAGGAAGAGUUUUGAAAAGUGGAAGGACAUGGCCAAUCUUGGUGUUGGAUGGCUGAGGAGUGGUUGA
Molecule: messenger RNA, 2289 nt
Organism: Bipolaris zeicola 26-R-13
Lineage: Eukaryota; Fungi; Ascomycota; Dothideomycetes; Pleosporales; Pleosporaceae
Exons: 6
Coding region: 1-2289 (762 amino acids)
Source: RefSeq, a predicted model, not a curated record